AAAAAAAACAGCUUGAGGACUUUUUGUUUGUUUCUUCAUCUGGGAGCGAAAUGAACACGUCCGUUCAUGUAAGUCCGCCCACAGUUGGCGGCGGCUCCGGGAGCGCGGACCAUGAACUCGUCAUCACCUCCACUUUCGGGACGCUCCUCUCCGCCGUUUACGUCGUCGGCGUGUCGGGAAACGUGUACACGCUGGUGGUGAUGUGCCACUCGAUCCGCUUGGCCACGUCCAUGUACAUCUCCAUCAUCAACCUGGCGGUGGCAGACCUGCUCUACCUGUCCACCAUCCCCUUCGUGGUGUCCACCUACUUCCUGAAGGACUGGUACUUCGGGGACGCGGGCUGCCGCAUCCUUCUCAGCCUGGACCUGCUCACCAUGCACGCCAGCAUCUUCACGCUCACCGUCAUGUGCACGGAGCGCUACCUGGCCGUCACCAAGCCGCUGGACACGGUCAAGCGCUCCAAGAGUUACCGCAAGGUGCUGGCGUGGGGCGUGUGGCUGCUGUCCCUCUUCCUCACCGCGCCCAUGAUAGUGAUGGUGACCCAAAGCACUAAGAUCACGCCGGACGGGCGCGUCAAACGCAUGUGCGCGCCCACCUGGGCGCCGCUGUCUUAUAAAGUCUACGUGACCGUCCUGUUUGGCACCAGCAUCAUGGCACCGGGGCUGAUAAUCGGUUAUCUGUACAUUAAGCUGGCGCGCACGUACCUGCAGUCCCGGCGCAGCUCAGUCAUCCACAAGAGCGCCAAGCGCUCCCCCAAGCAGAAGGUCCUGAUCAUGAUCUUCACCAUCGUGCUGGUGUUCUGGGCGUGCUUUCUGCCCUUUUGGAUCUGGCAGCUGCUGCCUCUGUACCACACCAAACCUUUAGGACUGGCCUCGCACACGCACACGUGCAUCAACUACCUAGUGGCGAGCCUCACCUACAGCAACAGCUGCAUUAACCCUUUCCUCUACACGCUCCUCACCAAGAACUACAGGGAGUACUUGAAGAACCGGCACCGGACCUUCUAUAGGUACACGUCGACGUUUAAGCAGCGGCCGCACAGCCUGUGUUCGUGCGGGAAGUCCGCGUCCUCCAGCAAUCAGUUCGAGUUCAACUCGGACACGUUGGUCAUGGGGAAGCUCAAGUGACUGGAGGCCAAACGACUUAAGAACCAACAGGUUUUGUCUGAGUCCGUGCUCAGCGGCGACACCUGUGGGCGCCUCACGGCAGGGUGGGGUCAGCGAUGGCGUGGGCGGAGUCGCAGGUGAACGACACGGUGAUGGCGUAUCGUGUCCCCC
Messenger RNA from Thalassophryne amazonica, 1277 nucleotides. Its product is annotated as urotensin-2 receptor. Gene Ontology annotation, molecular function: urotensin II receptor activity. The transcript has 2 exons. Bases 51 to 1127 code for a protein of 358 amino acids. Gene Ontology annotation, biological process: neuropeptide signaling pathway; blood vessel diameter maintenance; regulation of blood pressure. The record is from RefSeq and is a predicted model, not a curated record. Lineage: Eukaryota; Metazoa; Chordata; Actinopteri; Batrachoidiformes; Batrachoididae. Gene Ontology annotation, cellular component: membrane.